CGUUCGAUUUGCCCUCCCCGACCUCAUCGGACCAGGAUGCAGGCCUCCCUCGCCCCCACCCGGGUUGCCCUCGGCCGGACCUCCUCCCGCGUGCAGGCCCGCCGGUCCGCGGUGGUGGUGUAUGCCGCCUCCCGCCCCCUGUGGCAGCCCGGCGUCACGCCGCCCGCCCACCUGGACGGCACCCUGCCCGGCGACUUCGGCUUUGACCCCCUGAACCUGGGCGUGAACAAGGAGGCGCUGGACUGGUAUCGCAACGCUGAGCUGCAGAAUGGCCGCUGGGCCAUGCUUGGCGUGGCCGGCAUCAUCUUCCCCGCGGAGCUGACCCGUGUGGGCCUGCUGAACGUGCCCGACUGGGCGGAUGCGGGCAAGGUGUAUGCUGAGAGCGAGAACGCCAUCCCCUUCGCCUCGCUGCUCAUGGUCCAGUUUUUCCUGUUCAACUUUGUUGAGAUCAAGCGCUGGGAGGACAUCAAGAAGCCCGGCAGCCAGGCGGAGGCGGGCAGCUUCCUGGGCUUUGAGAGCGCCUUCAAGGGCUCUGGCGUGAGUGGUUACCCUGGCGGCCCCUUCAACCCCCUGGGCCUCGGCAACAGCAGCAAGGAGUCCAUGGACGACUUCAAGUGGCGGGAGAUCCGCAACGGCCGCCUCGCCAUGAUGGCUUUCCUUGGCUUCCUGGCCCAGCAUGCCGCCACUGGCAAGGGGCCGCUGGACAACCUGGCUGAUCAUCUUGCGGACCCGUGGGCGAACAACUUCUGCUCGAACGGCGUGAGCCUGCCUGUCUCCAUCUUCUGAGGUAGAGAGGCUCAGCUGACGAGAAUCCCGAGAUGCUGAAUUUCCUUCCUUUUUCGCUACAGUAAUUGCUGUGUAACUUCUCGCUGAC
Messenger RNA from Chlorella variabilis, 874 nucleotides. RefSeq lists its product as hypothetical. The coding region runs from base 37 to 786 and encodes 249 amino acids. Lineage: Eukaryota; Viridiplantae; Chlorophyta; Trebouxiophyceae; Chlorellales; Chlorellaceae. The transcript is spliced from 10 exons. Gene Ontology annotation, biological process: response to light stimulus; photosynthesis, light harvesting in photosystem I. The record is from RefSeq and is a predicted model, not a curated record. Gene Ontology annotation, cellular component: membrane.